Messenger RNA from Eutrema salsugineum, 1706 nucleotides. RefSeq names its product WAT1-related protein At4g15540. The record is from RefSeq and is a predicted model, not a curated record. Lineage: Eukaryota; Viridiplantae; Streptophyta; Magnoliopsida; Brassicales; Brassicaceae. Gene Ontology annotation, cellular component: plasma membrane. The coding region runs from base 396 to 1448 and encodes 350 amino acids. Gene Ontology annotation, molecular function: transmembrane transporter activity. The transcript is spliced from 7 exons.
CCAAUAAUCCAUCAAUAUUCCCUUCUGAAUAUGGAUCCUUGUGAUUGCUGGUGGGUUGUUAUCAUUGAUGCUGAUGAAAUUUGGUAUAAGUCUUGAUCAUUGGAAGGGAAUGCUCAAAUGGAAGUUGGAAAUUUCUUUGGUUGAGUGGUUAAGUUUGAAGGUAUUAAAGCUAUAGGGGGCAAAGUUCUUUGUCGUGGGUCCCUAGCAUAUUUGGAUAUGAUCCUUGUGGUGUGAAGUAUUUGAAUGAUUACUUUCCAAUAUUGUUGUCACUGAAAAUGUAUUGGUUCGUACUUAAAUAAUGUAGCAGAAACGUAAUUGGAGUUAAUCACAAAGACCAUGAAUCCGUGAUGAACUCAUUUUAACUUCAGAGACUUUCUGAAGAAUCUGAAUCUAUCAUGAGAGAAACAGUGGCUUGGAGGUACUUUAGCCAAGAUGUUGUACCGUUUUCUGCAAUGAUUGCAGUAGAGUGUACCACGGUUGGAUCAUCUACACUGUUCAAAGCUGCUACCUUGAGAGGAUUAAGUUUUUAUGUCUUUGUCUUUUACUCUUAUGCUGUUGCUACACUUGUCCUAUUUACACUUUCCCUCAUCUCUGGAAGGUCAAGAAGUUUACCUUCAGCCAAGUCUCCUCUCUUCUUCAAGAUUUUCUUGCUUACGCUUCUCGGGCUCACGUCGAAGAUAGCUGGUUGUAAAGGUAUAGAAUAUAGUUCACCAACACUGUCUUCAGCUAUCAGCAACCUCACACCAGCUUUCACCUUCGUUCUUGCCGUCUUCUUCAGGAUGGAACAAGUAAUGUUAAGAAGCUCUGCAACUCAGGCUAAAAUCAUUGGCACCAUAGUAUCCAUAUCCGGUGCUCUGGUUGUUGUUCUUUAUAAAGGCCCAAAACUUCUUGUUUCUGCUGCAUCUUUUACUUCAUUUGAGUCAAGUUGGAUCAUUGGAGGCCUUUUUCUCGCUUCACAAUAUUUGCUUCUUUCAGUCUGGUAUAUUCUUCAGACUCAGAUCAUGGAGAUUCACCCUGAAGAAAUAAGCGUAGUCCUCUUCUACAACUUCUGUGCAACGCUAAUCUCAGCGUUAGUAUGUCUAUUUGCAGAAAAGGACUUGAAUUCAUGGAAGCUUAAACCAGGAGUUUCCCUUGCUGCAGUCAUAUACUCGGGAUUUUUUGAUACAUCAUUAGGAUCAGUUAUCCACACAUGGGGUCUGCAUUUGAAGGGUCCGGUCUACGUAUCCUUGUUCAAGCCGUUGUCUAUUGCAAUUGCAGUCGCCAUGGCUGCUAUAUUCCUCGGCGAUGAACUUCACCUUGGGAGUGUGAUUGGAUCAGUUAUAUUGAGCUUUGGCUUUUAUACUGUGAUUUGGGGCAAAGCAAGAGAAGAUGCAACUAAAAUAGUAAGUGAUUCUGAGCAGUCACUUUUGUUGCCUUCACAGAACAGAGAAGAUGAAACCUUACCAUGAAAAAGUGUUGGAUACAAGUGAAAUCAUUAUUUUGUAUAUAUAGUCUUCAUAUUAGUCAACAUCCUGUAAAUAUAUAUAUCUACAAUACAAGAUUUUCUGUUUCUUCUUGUAUUAUUUAGAAGGUAAACCAGAAUUUGGUUCUAUCUCAGUUUGUUGGAUUCAUUCAUUGAUUGUGUACCCAUCAGUGGUCCCAUUGAUUGUGUACCCAUUUAACAAUGGUCCAUAUUUAUCUUGUGAUAUGUAUGUCUAUUUACGUCA